This is a messenger RNA of Chroicocephalus ridibundus (black-headed gull), 1362 nucleotides long. It is a transcript of the gene HRAS, whose product is annotated as HRas proto-oncogene, GTPase. Bases 451 to 1020 code for a protein of 189 amino acids. Gene Ontology annotation, molecular function: GTP binding; GTPase activity; GDP binding. Lineage: Eukaryota; Metazoa; Chordata; Aves; Charadriiformes; Laridae. Gene Ontology annotation, biological process: Ras protein signal transduction. Gene Ontology annotation, cellular component: plasma membrane. The record is from RefSeq and is a predicted model, not a curated record. The transcript is spliced from 6 exons.
GCGGGGCGCCGGGCCUGGGCGUGUGCCGCGGCCGCCGGCGGGGCGCGCUCCCGCUCCGCUCCGCUCCCCCCGCACGCACAUUGUCCGGGCGGCGGCGGCGGCAGAGCGCCCCGGCGCCCGGUGCCAAUGCGGGGCGGGCGCGGCACACCGGGGGCGCCUCCACCACCGCGGUGGAAACUUCACCUCGCCGCCGGGCCGACGCGCGGCUGAAGCCCCCGGCGGGGCCGGGCCGGGCGGGGAGGAGCGGAGCGGCGGAGCGGGGGGCGGGUUAGCCCGCCUGGGGGGCGCCUCGUCUUGUUUGAUUUUCCUCCGUUGGAAGAAAAAGCAAAUAAUAUUAUUAUCCCGCUUUAAACUUCCGCGCCCCGCUCUCCAGGACGCGCAUCCCGCCAGGCGGGGUGGACGAGCCGGUGGUGGUGCUCCUGGAAUUCCUGAGCUGGAGUCGGCUGGAAGAUGACUGAAUAUAAGCUGGUGGUGGUGGGAGCUGGUGGUGUCGGAAAGAGUGCUUUGACAAUACAGCUCAUUCAGAACCAUUUCGUUGACGAGUAUGACCCCACGAUAGAGGAUUCCUACAGAAAGCAAGUCGUCAUCGAUGGAGAGACCUGCUUGUUAGACAUCUUGGAUACUGCAGGGCAAGAGGAGUACAGUGCCAUGAGAGACCAGUACAUGAGAACGGGGGAAGGAUUCCUCUGCGUCUUCGCCAUCAACAACACCAAGUCCUUUGAAGAUAUUCACCAGUACAGGGAGCAGAUCAAGAGGGUGAAAGACUCUGAUGAUGUUCCCAUGGUGCUGGUGGGAAAUAAAUGUGACCUACCUGCUCGGACAGUUGAGACCCGGCAAGCGCAGGACCUGGCCCGGAGUUAUGGCAUCCCCUACAUAGAAACGUCUGCCAAAACCAGACAGGGCGUUGAAGAUGCCUUCUACACCUUGGUGCGGGAGAUCCGUCAGCACAAGCUGCGCAAGCUGAAUCCCCCAGAUGAGAGCGGCCCCGGCUGCAUGAACUGUAAAUGUGUGAUAUCGUGACUACGCUGACUGGACCGUGUCUUGGAGAGGUUCCCACUGUGCAGAGUGCAAGGCAAGAGGUGAAGCGAAGGAAGAAGCAAACGGAUUCAGGGGAGGAGUAUAGGGGGAGGGGGAGAGGAAGAGGAGGAAGAGGAAGAGGACAGGGGGAGCAUGAAGCCCCUCCAAGGACUAUCUCGCACUUCACCCAAGCCUGCCGCAAAUGACUUUUUUCUUUUUUUUUUUUUUUUUUUUUUUCCCCCCCUCCCCCCCCUCCUUCCCCAUCCCCUCCUCCUUUGGCUUCCUCCCUCCCCGGCGACUGUACAGAGCCACAGAUUGAAUCACAGUAAAUUAUUAUUUGAUGGU